AUGGGUAAAUCAAAGGUAUAUGUGAUUGGUGUCGGAAUGACAAAGUUCUGUAAACCAGGAUCACGAGAUUGGGAUUACCCAGACAUGGUGAAAGAAGCCGGAUCACGAGAUUGGGAUUACCCAGACAUGGUGAAGGAAGCCGUGAACAUGGCGUUGGACGAUUGCUCACUGAAGUACACAGACAUUCAACAAGCUACGGUCGGAUACCUGUUUGGAGGCACUUGCUGCGGUCAAAGGGCUCUUUAUGAACUCGGUUUCACAGGCAUUCCAAUCUUUAACGUAAACAAUGCCUGCGCUUCUGGCUCUUCUGGGCUCUACUUGUGUAAACAAAUCAUCGAAAGUGGUAACUCUGACGUUGUGCUUGCAUGUGGAUUCGAGAAGAUGGCCACGGGGUCGUUGGACACUCAAGCUGGUAACUCUGAUGGUCGGGCUCUGUCUGUAGAUAACCAUAUUCAGGUUAUGUCCGAUACCUACGGCCUGUUCCCUGCCCCUAUUACUGCCCAAAUGUUUGCAAACGCUGGCAAAGAGCACAUGGAGAAAUAUGGUACAAAGCGAGAACAUUUCGCAAAAAUUGCUUGGAAGAACCACCUGCACUCUGUUCAUAACCCGAACUCCCAGUUCACGAAAGAGUUCACUCUUGAUCAGGUUAUGAAUGCUCGAAAGAUUUAUGACUUCAUGGGAUUGUUGGAAUGCAGUCCAACAUCAGAUGGCUCUGCUGCUGCUGUGCUUUGCUCAGAACGAUUCCUCGAGCAGAAUCCCCGUCUUAAGCCUCAAGCAGUAGAAAUCGUUGGACUCGAGCUUGGUACUGACCAGCCAUCGGUGUUCAAGGAGAACAGCAAUAUCAAGAUGAUUGGGUUCGACAUGAUUAAGAAGAUAUCUUCGGAUUUGUACAAAAAGACGGGCCUUUGUCCGAAUGAUGUGCAGGUUAUCGAACUUCAUGACUGCUUUGCACCAAACGAGCUGAUCACUUAUGAGGCUUUGGGAUUGUGUGACGUCGGUAUGUUCCCGGAUACAACUGUAUCAUGA
Molecule: messenger RNA, 1026 nt
Organism: Haemonchus placei
Lineage: Eukaryota; Metazoa; Nematoda; Chromadorea; Rhabditida; Trichostrongylidae
Source: the annotation of a GenBank genome assembly